Molecule: messenger RNA, 1849 nt
Organism: Caenorhabditis sp. 36 PRJEB53466
Lineage: Eukaryota; Metazoa; Nematoda; Chromadorea; Rhabditida; Rhabditidae
Source: the annotation of a GenBank genome assembly
AUGCAUAAAAUCAUCGUAUUCUUUUCGUUGUGUGUAUCGUAUGUUUCAAUUGAAUUCUCCAAACUUCAGAAUCUGUUCAGGAUAUUAUCCUCCGACCCUCUCGGCAGAUGUGUCAUCAAUAAGUUUGGCAAUGAUCAGUGUCAAUCUUCCGUCUGUUUUUCCCACUUUCACACCACAUCUGAAGUGAUUUCCGGGCCUUCUGUUCCUCGUUAACCUGCUCUGUUUCCAGGGCGAUGUGGAGCGAUUUGAUUGUGCCGAUGAGCCGACGAAACUGACCAAUUCCUCGUGUUUGGAGCUCCUUCACAGAACACAGCAAGAAUCAGUGUGCCUGGAAGAUGGUCUGUUUUCUGCCUUUCUCCGGCUGCAUUCCUCACUUGCGAUCUUUCAGACAAAGAGACGCACUGCUGUUGUCUCUCUUCCCUUCCCGCCAGAAUCUGUGCUCAGGACCAUCGCAAAACGGCCGAGUUGUCCGGUUUGUGGACUUUCGGACAGAUGCUGUACUUCAUUUUCGGCCACUUCGGACUGUGUGUCGUGGUAUGUCUGCUCGCCGUUUUCUACAAAUAUACCGUUAGAAUCUGGCCAGUGGACAAUGUGAACGUGGCAGAAGACAGCCGAUUGAUGAUGGUUUUUCUGGGAAAAGUAUGGAUAGAACGGAAUGAGUCCUGGAGAAAUCGAGAGUUCUUCAGACUGCGUUCCUGCUCCUUUCCUUCAUAACCAUUUACUUUCCGUUCCGGAAGACGUGCAUGAAUCACCCGAAAGGAGUCUUUGUCAAUCCACAACUCUUCUUGUAUCAGGUUCAACAAACAUCAUUCGAGACGUACCCUCGAGUGUGCUGGUUCAGAUCUUCGACGCCGGAAUGGCUCCGUCUCUCUACUUCUCUUUCCCUCUCGUCUUCUUCGUGUUCGACUUCUCAUUCUAUAUCCACAUUGUGAGUCCGUUGAGAAUCCGUUCUAAUCUUCUUUUCUAGCGAAUCACCAGAGUCAUCAACCGUUCUGGCGGUCUUGCUAUUUCCGUCUUCAAACUGCUCACAGUUCCCCUCUUUGUCUACGAAACUUUCCUCUCGACAUUCGCUCUUUGGAGCAAGGAUCGGCAACCGGGUUACUGUAGAUUCAACGGAGCAAUCUGGCAGCUUAUGGUACCCUCUUCCCUGAUAAUUUCCUCCUUUUCCCAACAUUUUAGUGCUCACACAUUCUCAUUGUCGUUUAUUACAUUCUGCUCAUCUUCCAAACCAUUCUGCUCUGCCAACUCGAACGAGACUUUGACGAAUCGCAACAGAGCAGCGAAGAGACGCCGAGCCAUGUGGCAACACUUCUGAGCACUCAGUCGACGGAGACGAGGAUCGAGAGCUAUUCGAGCGAAAUGAUCUACAUUUAUCCGAGAGUCAGAUUUGCAUUUUCCGGAAGACGUCAAGUCAUUUUCUCAAUCUUUUUUGCAGCCAUUCCACGUUCCUCGUCUCGGAUUGUCCGUUCUGAAUGUGAAGAGCAAUCAGAAGAGCGAGUGGCUCGCCCUCAGAGCUCUUCUCUCCACCACCGGAUUCUACAAAGUGUAUCCGUCAAAGUUUCUGAUUCCGCCCGGAAAAGAGAUAUCGGUGACCGACCAGGGAAGGAUCGAAAAAACGUUCGAAUGAUUUCAGAUCGAAGUGGAGCAGUGCACGCGUGCCGAUUCACCGACUGUCCAUCACAAUCUGCUCAUCGAAUGGUUCUCGAUCGGUCCGAAUCCUCCCUCCGUCGAUUCGCAGCGGCUUUGGAACAAACCGUACCUCGUUCCGCAGACGCAAUGGCACUAUUUUGUGCUUCCGAUUUAUGUGGACGAAUCAACGAAUUCGCAGCUAACCAGUGAACUUGAAUAA